UGAAACCGUGCGGUCGUCGUGGUUGCUCCAAGAUCGAGAGGAACCGCCGACCUGCCAAGAAGCGAUGCAGGCAAGCGUUGCGGUUGCCGAGGCUCUCGAUGCCGGGAAUCUCACGGCGCCGCCCGUCGCCGGCGCGGCUGACUUCGCGGUGGCCGGGCUCGCCGUGGCCAUCGCCGCGCUUGCCGUCGCGGCGUCGUUCGUGCUCGUCUCCUUCGACGCGCACGCGGCGGGGCAGGGCCGGCUGCGCCGCAUCCUCGACCUCGGCCCGUCGCUGUGCGGGCCACGCCUGCUGCUCGCCUUCUUCGUGGGGCUCCUGGCCGCCGCCGAGAUGCUCCGCCUCCCGUUCUUCCGCGGCGCCACCAUGCUGCCGUCGCGCCGCCACGUCAUGCCGUGCCUCGCGUACCCGCUCGUCGCCCACGGCAUCGCCGAGCCAGGGCUUCUCGCCAGCGUGCUCCUGCUGCUGCGCGCGUCCGUCGGCAGCGCGCGGCUGCCGGCGGCCGCGCUCGCCGUGCCGCUCGCCUGCCUGCCGUUCCUCACCGCGCACGUUGCGGUGCUCGCCACGCCGGCCACCGUCGCCGCGUACCCAGGCCAGCUCGCGCACGCCGCCGACAGCGUCGGCCACUGCGCGUACCCGGCGUACGCCGCCACGCUGCUCCUCGCCCUCGUCGCGGUCUACCUGCCGCUGCUCGCCACCGCGUGCUGGGACGUGGCCGCCGUCGCCAUCAACAGGCGGCUGCGCGCCAGGGCGUACGCGCUCUCCGUGCUCAUCCUCGUGCCCCUGCCGCUGCAGGUGCUGGCGCUCGCCCUGACCUCGGUGUGGGACAUGCACCAGUACACGUCCCCGACCGUCGGCCUAGUUGGGUUCGUCGCCGUGGCGGUGGCCGCCGAGGCGACGCUUGUCAUCCUCGUCAUGCUGCCGGUUCACGAUUCGCUUGUCCUCGUCCAGCAGCUGCCGGCAGCGACCGCCGGCCAGGAAGCGCCUGAUGACGACCACGGAAGAUGACCAAGGAAAUUGAUUUGCCCAGGCAUGCUGUCGAGAUCGAGCGGUCAGUUCGAUACAAUUUUCACCACCGACGGCAUUCCAGCAGGGAGAUCAGUAGAGAUGCAACUAACAUAGUUGAUUUGACCCUUUUUUUCAUAUCGUGUUUUGUAAAUUAUGUACCCCUAUAUGUAAGUGUAUACAUAGUAUAGAUCAACUGUACAUUUUUGUAGUCAACAAUAAUAAGUAUCAAAUUGAAAGCAGUAACAUAUUCAUUGCAAAAAAAAAAA
Sorghum bicolor (sorghum) is the source of this 1269-nucleotide messenger RNA. RefSeq lists its product as uncharacterized. Lineage: Eukaryota; Viridiplantae; Streptophyta; Magnoliopsida; Poales; Poaceae. The transcript has a single exon. The record is from RefSeq and is a predicted model, not a curated record. The coding region runs from base 65 to 1003 and encodes 312 amino acids.